Messenger RNA from Saprolegnia parasitica CBS 223.65, 1329 nucleotides. RefSeq lists its product as hypothetical. NCBI's taxonomy places the organism in Eukaryota, Oomycota, Saprolegniomycetes, Saprolegniales, Saprolegniaceae. The coding region runs from base 1 to 1329 and encodes 442 amino acids. The transcript has 2 exons. The record is from RefSeq and is a predicted model, not a curated record.
AUGCUCCGCGCGCUCUUCUCGUACGGGUGCCCGGAGGACGUCGCUCCGUUCAUCACGGACGACAAGCUCGACUUUGUCCUCUCGCGCUGGCUCCAAUCGUGGCUCGGCGGCGUGCACAUUCGACGCGCCCUUGGCGCUCACAUCAAAGUCAACGUGCUCCAGGUCGUCGUGUUCCUCGUGCCACCGGCCCUAGGCGCCGGCCUCAGUGUCGUGGCCCUCGAGCUGCACGUCAAGGCGGUUGUCUUCGGUUUCUCAGUCGUCGCGCUCGUCGUUGUCUUGCAAAGCAUCGUGUUUCUGAUGCGGCGCAACCACCAAGCGCCGCGGCGUGGUACGCGCAAGAGCAUCGACGACACGGACACGCACGUGAACCACAAGAUCUUUACGUCGAUGCUGCUCGAUAUGCUCUUCCCGCCCAAGCACCUGCUUGACGAGGCGAUUGGGCUUUCGCUCACCUUUUGCAUGGCAGGCCUCGUCAUGCAGCUCCUCUCGGAUCGUGACCUUGGUGCUUAUGCCAGCACGUACAGUAACUGCGACAUCGUCGAGAACGUGCUUGGCUGGACCGUUUACGCCACGGCGCAAUACCCGAUGAGCGCAAGGAGCCCCGUCGACGUCAAUACGUGGCGCGUGGGUGCGCCUUCUGCACUCGACGACGUCCAGCGCGCUGUUUACGUGACGGGGCUUGCAGGGCUCGACUGGAUCUUGAAGACGGCGGUGCCGUCCGCCCUCACGGCCCGCUUGGCCGUGCGCUACUGUCUCUAUGCGACACCAGUGCUCUUGAACUUUGGCGUGCUCCCGCCUACGACCGCACUCUUUGAAUAUAUCGUGGAGCAGGCGCUUGGCGUUGGAUUCGGCCACGCGCCGUGUGAAGACGUCUACCUACUGAUGAUGUACGCAGUCGCUUACGCGGGGGCUACGGGACUAGUCGCAGCAAGCGCCUCGGCGCCCCUGGCCGUCUCGCUAGGGCUAGCGUCGGCACUGGGGCGGUGCCUCGCCUCGAGUCGUCUGCGCUCGUGGAAAGAGGUGCUGACACGCGAGAUUCUGCUGAAGACGACGUCCAAGGUCGUGCCGUUUUCGCCCGAGCAUGAGCGGACCAUGGUUUCCGAAGCCGACUUGAAGGGCUCGAUGGCCGACGUCCCCGAGCUCUGGCGCCACACGCUCUUGCACAGUGAUCGCAUGCUUUCUGCACUGCGAUAUGCCUUGGUCAUUGCGCUCUCGGCGGGGGCCGGCGCCGGCUUUGCGAGCCUCUCCGAUUCGGAUCGCGACCAAUGCGGCAUCUCUCUUGUACGUUCCAACUGUCUGCGUUGUGCGCUGCUCAUGCGGUCCAUGUAG